AUGUGGUGGCCAUUCCAGUGGCUCAUCGUCUAUCUCUGCGGCGGCCUCACCUUCCUUCCCCUCGCCCUCACCGUCGCCCUCGUCUAUGUGUACCAAUACGGAACCACCCCAAUCGGAGACAAGGACCCUUACAAGUUUCAGAAAGCAACUCUGCAGCACGAUGCCGAACGGGCAGAGCAACUACAAAAACAGCGCUCUCGGGCACCCAGCUCGACCUCGCCCACGGUCUCUGGCUGGAUCACUGUUAGGAAUACGUUCAAUCCCGAUGGCUCGACUGUAGGCAGCGGAAAGCCUGGUAGCGAAUCUCAAGUGACGGGAACUUCAACCCCCAUUACCGAAUCGCCAUCGGAGGAAUUGGCAGAGGAAGAGAGCUGGGGAAAGGCGGAUACGCCGUCGUCGGGUGAACAGACUCCCGGAAGCGCGGAUGCACAGGGAGGCAAGAUGCCCUACGUUCCCUAUACUACGCGUAUCGCCCAGACGUACCGCACCAUCCUCCCCCGCCAGACCAAGGCACCCAUACCUCGACAAUACUUCUUCGGCGUACUCAAAUCCUCCGUGCUCUACCUCUAUGAGGACGAAGCCCAGAUCAACUGUCUACAUGCGAUAGCAGUCGAUGACUACUCUGUCGGCAUCGAGACGCCCAGUGGCAUGUUUGAGGGGAAGGAUGGAGAGAUGUUUGCGAAGCGCCAUGGUAUCGUCCUCAAGAUCAGAAAGCCGGGCAAGGGUAUGCCUCUGCUGUCCAAGAGCAUGGAAGCAACCCAGACCGAGUUCGGACUCGCCAAUAGCCCCAUCUACCUGUUCUCCAAGUCAAAUACCAAGAUGGAAGAUUGGUAUAUAGCUCUCCUGCACGUAUCGGCAGAUCACUUGACCUGCGAUCAAGUCUUCGCCGUGGACGACAUGAAGAACCUCGUAGACACUAUCGACACCGAGCCCGACCCUAUCCCCAUGCGCUGGUUCAAUGCGAUGCUCGGACGUAUUUUUUUUGGCUACUACAAGACGGAAACGUUUGAACAGUUCAUCAUUACAAAAAUCAUGAAGAAGAUAUCCAAAGUGACGAGACCUGGUUAUCUUGGUCCUAUCGUCGUGCGCGAAGUCAAUGUUGGAACGUCGCCACCCCUUUUCUCCAAGCCAAUGUUGAAGAAUCUCGAAAAGGACGGGUCGACAGCUUUUGAGGUCCAUGUCCAACAUCGCUCUCGCGCCUCUCAGCCAGGCUCGGAUAUCCGCCUCACUAUUGCCACUACAGUCACCAUCCCCACCGGCUUCAAACCCUACGUCGUCGAGAUCGUGCUUGCUGUCGUUCUCAAGAGCAUUGAGGGAAACAUGAGAGUGGAGAUCAAAGGGCCGCCUUCGAACCGGAUCUGGUAUGGCUUCACCGAAAUGCCAAAGAUGGAAAUGGAGAUCAUCCCGAUUGUGAGCGAGCGGAAGAUUCAGCUGGGGAUGGUUCUCAAUGCCAUUGAGAAGCAGCUGAAGGAUGCGAUUGCCGAGUCGGUCGUGUUGCCCAAUAUGGACGAUUUGGCCUUCUUUGACACUUCCAGCCUUCCCAUCAGAGGCGGCAUAUUUGAUCUCGCUGCCAAGGAUGAGAGGAAUGCUACUGGAGAGAAGGUAGAGGCACCUGUUGAGGCGCCUGUCGCAUCGAAAGAAGAUCCCGAAUCUGCUGUUCCCACUACAGCCAGCAUCCGACAGAGACAGAAAAAGAAAUCUCAGCUGGCCGAGGGUGAAACAGCGUUUCCGGCGCCCGCUUCCCAAUCUUCCACCGACAGCGGUCCGCCCAUCGCCCGUACCGAUACUGCCCCUCCGGCUGUAGCGACAUCCAACUCGUCCGCUGUUAAGAAGGCUGCAGCCCUCGCCGCUACUAAGAAAUGGUUUGCCCAGACGGGCUCGAAAUCACCCUCUUUGGCGGCACAAGCGAUGGUGGGAAGUCCAGGUGCUGCAGCGGCUGCUUCCUCAUCCAGUGCGCCAGCUCUCGGUGUACCGAAGGACUCUCCAGAAAAGACGGGUAAUUGGGAAAACCAGCCAGAAGUGGCCACUGUCGAAGUAUCGUCCAGUACUACGCCUAGUGCAGAGAGCAUCAGAGGGCAUAACAACAACGGCUCAAUCACAAGCAUGCCUGGGCAGACUGUCCGCAGUGGUCCCUCCUCGGUCAAGGGUUUCGACACGUCAUCAACCCUCUCGGGUAGUAGCACCGAAACUGCAAAUCACACCGUCCCGCAGGCAAGCACUGCUUCUCUUAUCAGCAGCUUCCGUUCCCGAGACAAGAAAGCUAUACAAGCUCAAGUGGGCAGCGCAAGAGAUCAGGUAAAGAAAUGGGGCGUCAGUUUUGCUGCUCGUCGAAAGGCAACACGGGAAGGAGGGGAACUUGGAGCAGGAGACGAAGUGGUGGAUAUGGACGAAGCAGGGCUGCGGGCCCUCUAUAGGCCAAGAGAGGAGGAAGAAGAUGCGAGAGAUGACGAGCCUCUGCCUGUUCAACCACUCUCUGUGGGCUCCCAAAGGAGCUUGCAAGCAAGACUCAAUGCUGCUGCACACGACACUGGGGCUUCUCCUCUCCCUCACAGCAGAUCCCCGAGUGGCCAGGGCGUGCCCAUUCCCGAGCGCAAUAGAUCCCACUCGUCAUCUAAACACAGCUUAUUCUCUGCUUCGCCAAGGGCAGCCAGUCCCAGGGCGUCUGCUUCUACCUCCCCCUCGCAAUGGACCCCAGCCGCGGGUAUGCCUACCACGGGUAUAGACAAAGAUGAUCAUGCGGUCGGAUCCCAUGGGUCUACCAUCUCCGCCUCUGGCACGCAAAGCCACUCGCGUCGGCAUUCCAACGCCACUGCCAUAUCCCUGCAGCCCACUUCUGGACGGAGCAUGGUCGUUCCCCGAGUCCCAAAGAGACCGGGGCAGGUCAUGGGGUUCGGCUCUGAUAUGAGUACGCAAUCUGGGGAGAUCGGGUCCAUCUCGAAGAAGGUGGAUGAAGAUAAAGGCGCUGAGCAUGCCGAGGGUGUCAGAAAGCCGGCCGUGGGACAGCCGCCCAAAUUGCCACCACGCAAGUCGACGGAUGGUGUUAGUGACAAGGCGAAUGAUACGCUUGUAUCUGGGAGUCUGCCUCCCCCUCGGCCCUCGUCACUUACCAGCCUCCCGCCACCUCUACCACCGAGGAAACCUUCUCCUGCAGACUCGGAUAGGUCUGGAGAUGUUCCCCAUUCUGGUAUAUCUUCUACACCUGGCGCUCUCUCUCGUACGUCUCCCGAUAGGCCUGAUCCUGUCCCCGACAAGGGUAGCCGCAUCGACGGAAAGUCGUCAGAUCCAUCACCCCCAAGCGAUGAUACUCUGAUAUCUUCUGUUCGUCGUUCCGAGUCCCCUCGCUUGCCCUCUGAGAGCACAUCUGCUAGUCCAGCGUAUGGGGCCCAGGAAUCCCUUCGGCUGGUCGCACAGAGACAUGAGGAGGCCAAGAAGGCGAAACUUUUGGAAGUAACCGAGAAGGAUGAAGCCGCAAAGAAGGAAAAUGGAGAGGGCGCGAGUCAUUCUGGAGGGGACAUGCUGCCAUAG
Cryptococcus amylolentus CBS 6039 is the source of this 3525-nucleotide messenger RNA. RefSeq lists its product as hypothetical. The transcript has 6 exons. Bases 1 to 3525 code for a protein of 1174 amino acids. Lineage: Eukaryota; Fungi; Basidiomycota; Tremellomycetes; Tremellales; Cryptococcaceae. Gene Ontology annotation, biological process: phospholipid transport. Gene Ontology annotation, molecular function: lipid binding. The record is from RefSeq and is a predicted model, not a curated record. Gene Ontology annotation, cellular component: endoplasmic reticulum; ERMES complex.